CCGCCAUCUUGGGAGCGGGCAGGGCGCGAUGACGUCACGGUGACGGCGUCAGGCCGGGACGGGCGAGCGGCGCCGAGGGGGCGAAGCGGGGCCAGCCACUGCCAGUUUUGCUGCUGCCGCUGAAAUGGGGGAGUACGGGGUCACUCCGGGCCAGCGCGUGGCCAUCGUCUGGGACAGCUCCUCGCCCGUCGAAGCCCUGAAGGAUUUGGUGGAUAAAAUUCAGGCGCUGGUGGGAGCUGAUAGUCGUGUCUCUGUGGAAAACGUUAACCAGCUGUCUCAGUCGGCUCACAGGGAGUCCAGCUUUGAUGUAAUCCUCUCUGGCGUGGUCCCAGGCAGUGCAGCACAGCACAGCGUGGAGCUGCUGGCAGAAGUAGCUCGGAUACUUAAGCCAGGGGGCCGUGUCCUCCUGAAAGAACCAGUGGUUACGGAAUCAGGAAACAAUGGCAAAAUCAAGACAGCAGCCAAGCUCCUCACAGCUCUGACUCUCUCUGGCUUGGUGGAAGUGAAGGAGCUGCAAAAGGAAGCGCUGACCCCGGAGGAGGCCCAGUCGGUCCGAGAGCAUCUGGGUUACCAGGGCAAUGACCUUCUCAUUAUUCAGAUAGAAGGCAGGAAGCCCAAUUUCGAAGUGGGAUCCUCAAGUCAGCUCAAACUUUCCUUUGCCAAGAAAUCUGGUCCUUCAGGAAAACCCUCUGUGGACCCAGCCGCUGCCAAGCUGUGGACGCUCUCUGCCAAUGAUAUGAAUGAUGAAGAGAUGGACCUUUUGGACUCUGAUGAGCUCUUGGAUUCAGAGGAUUUGAAAAAGCCAGAUCCAUCAUCCCUCAGAGCUCCAUCCUGCAAAGAAAUGGGCAAAAAGAAAGCCUGCAAGAACUGCACGUGUGGCUUGGCUGAAGAACUGGAACAGGAGAAGAAGAGCUCACAGCCCAAAUCUGCCUGUGGAAAUUGCUAUCUGGGGGAUGCAUUCCGCUGUGCCAGCUGCCCUUACCUGGGGAUGCCUGCCUUCAAGCCUGGGGAGAAGAUUGUCCUGAAAGAGAACCAGCUGCAUGAUGCCUAACAAAGACAUCUCUGGAUGUCCUGCAAAGGACUCUGCUGCCUUUCCAUUACUCUGAGGUUCUUCCUGCAGUCCUCCUCAUCCUCUCAAACUCAUGCUCUCCGGCCAAUACUCCGUGUGGGGAGGGGCACUGCGGGCACUGACACUGCUGUGAGCUCAUCACUUGUAAUCAGCCUUGGGCUACCUGACAAGUCACGUACCAGACUUCAUGUUA
Molecule: messenger RNA, 1262 nt
Organism: Pipra filicauda (Wire-tailed manakin)
Lineage: Eukaryota; Metazoa; Chordata; Aves; Passeriformes; Pipridae
Gene: CIAPIN1
Product: cytokine induced apoptosis inhibitor 1
Exons: 9
Coding region: 125-1051 (308 amino acids)
Biological process (GO): iron-sulfur cluster assembly
Cellular component (GO): cytoplasm
Molecular function (GO): iron-sulfur cluster binding
Source: RefSeq, a predicted model, not a curated record